Ochotona princeps (American pika) is the source of this 594-nucleotide messenger RNA. Its product is annotated as olfactory receptor 7A10-like. Bases 1 to 594 code for a protein of 197 amino acids. Gene Ontology annotation, molecular function: olfactory receptor activity. The record is from RefSeq and is a predicted model, not a curated record. Lineage: Eukaryota; Metazoa; Chordata; Mammalia; Lagomorpha; Ochotonidae. Gene Ontology annotation, biological process: G protein-coupled receptor signaling pathway. The transcript has a single exon. Gene Ontology annotation, cellular component: membrane.
AUGCUGGAGAAUAUUCAGACACAGAGCAGAGCCAUCAGCUAUGCAGGCUGCAUCACACAGAUGCUUUUCUUCAUAUUCUUUGUACCACUGGACAACUUUCUUUUGGACUUGAUGGUCUAUGAUCGGUUUGUGGCCAUCUGUCACCCCCUGCACUACUUGAUCAUUAUGAACCCCUGUGUUUGUGUGCAGUUCAUUUUGAUAUCCUGGGUGAUCAUUGUCCUGAACUCACUUGUUCACAGCUUAUUGAUGCUGCAGCUGAACUUCUGCAAAGAUCUGAAAAUUCCCCACUUUUUCUGUGAAUUGGACCCGGUAAUCCACAGUGCCUGUAAUGACACCUUUCUAAAUGUUGUGAUCAUAUAUGUUACUGCUGUGUUGCUUGUGGGAGUAUCCAUGUCUGGGGUCCUGUACUCUUAUUCCAAGAGCAUCUCCUCCAUCCAUGCCAAAUCGUCAGCUCAGGGCAAGUAUAAAGCCUUUUCCACCUGUGCCUCUCACCUCUCUGUCAUCUCCUUCUUUUAUGGUACAGGACUGGGUAUGUGCCUCAGUUCAGCUGCUACGCACAACUCACACUCAACAGCCACGACCUUGGUGACGUAG